This is a messenger RNA of Chanos chanos (milkfish), 1294 nucleotides long. RefSeq names its product proteasome 20S subunit alpha 8 (gene psma8). The record is from RefSeq and is a predicted model, not a curated record. Lineage: Eukaryota; Metazoa; Chordata; Actinopteri; Gonorynchiformes; Chanidae. The transcript has 7 exons. Gene Ontology annotation, cellular component: proteasome core complex, alpha-subunit complex; proteasome core complex. Bases 56 to 862 code for a protein of 268 amino acids. Gene Ontology annotation, biological process: ubiquitin-dependent protein catabolic process.
UGUAACGUUAGGUAGCAAUACUUAAGUUCUCCAAUUCUCAAGACUAAGUAUUAAAAUGGCUGCUAGAUAUGAUCGAGCCAUAACAGUCUUCUCGCCUGACGGGCAUCUGUUCCAAGUAGAAUAUGCUCAAGAGGCAGUAAAAAAGGGUUCUACGGCUGUGGGGAUCAGGGGAAAGGACAUUGUUGUACUGGGCGUGGAGAAGAAGUCUGUGGCAAAGCUGCAGGAGGAGAGAACCGUCAGGAAGAUCUGUGCUCUGGAUGAGCAUGUGUGUAUGGCCUUUGCAGGCCGGACUGUAUAUGCUUACUGCCCUGUUUGUCUGUGCCCUUUGUGUUCAGGUCUGACGGCAGAUGCUCGCAUUGUCAUCAAUAGAGCCAGGGUGGAGUGUCAGAGUCACAGGCUGACAGUAGAGGACCCUGUUACAGUAGAGUACAUCACCCGAUACAUUGCCACGCUCAAACAGCGUUACACCCAGAGUAACGGGCGUCGGCCUUUUGGGAUCUCGGCUCUGAUUGUGGGCUUUGACUAUGAUGGAACUCCACGCCUGUAUCAGACUGACCCAUCAGGAACGUACCACGCCUGGAAGGCCAACGCCAUCGGUCGCAGCGCAAAGACGGUGAGGGAGUUUCUGGAGAAGAACUACACCGACGAAGCCAUAGCCAGUGACAACGAUGCCAUUAAACUGGCCAUUAAGGCCCUGCUAGAGGUGGUCCAGUCUGGUGGUAAGAACAUUGAGCUGGCCAUUAUCAGGAGGAACCAGCCGCUCAAGAUUCUGGAGUCUAAAGAGAUCGAGACGUUGGUGGCAGAGAUAGAGAAGGAGAAGGAGGAAGAGGCGGAGAAGAAGAAGCAGAAGAAGUCCUCGUAGAACGUGUGCAGACACACACACACACACACACACACACACACACUAAGCUGCUUUGUUGUUGGUGUGUACAUGGGCAGCAGCACUUGGCUCUGGUCUCUCCUCUUCACAGACUCUCUGUGAUUAUACACCUGUAGCUUAUCAAGGACAACACACACCACGUCACGUUGUCUGGAGUUUCCGUUAUUUAUCCGUUACUCUCUGAAGAAAACCACCCGCCGACAUAUUUCAGGACGUGUUUACUGAAUGUCACUGACUCCUGUGUUACAUACAGUUUGAACCGGAGACUGGGUUUCCACAGUCUCUGUUUCCACACCGAACCGCUCUUUUGUGUUAGUUAAUUACCUGGUUGUUUCACAUCUUUGUAACUGUGCUUCUACUACAGUGGAGGAUUCUGAACUUUAGCAGUUUAAUAAAGUAUUGUGGUUUGUAUUG